Molecule: messenger RNA, 2313 nt
Organism: Alligator mississippiensis (American alligator)
Lineage: Eukaryota; Metazoa; Chordata; Crocodylia; Alligatoridae
Gene: UBA5
Product: ubiquitin like modifier activating enzyme 5
Exons: 12
Coding region: 86-1294 (402 amino acids)
Biological process (GO): protein ufmylation
Cellular component (GO): cytoplasm; cytosol
Molecular function (GO): UFM1 activating enzyme activity
Source: RefSeq, a predicted model, not a curated record
GGGGCGUGGCCGGGGCGGUGCGAGCGCCGGCUGUAGCCGCGACGUGUCUUUCCGCUGCGGGGGUCGGGCUUGCCGCCGCCUAGCCAUGGCCGCGUCUGAGGCGAGCGGCGUCGAGACGCUGCGGCGCCGCGUGCGGGAGCUGGAGGAGGAGCUGCGCGCGCUGCGGGCGGGGGCCGGGCCGGGCCCGCGGGCGCGGAUCGAGCGCAUGAGCCCGGAAGUCACCGACUCCAACCCCUACAGUCGCCUGAUGGCAUUAAAACGAAUGGGAAUUGUGAAAGAUUAUGAGAAAAUCCGUACCUUUACAGUAGCAGUAGCAGGUGUUGGUGGAGUUGGCAGUGUCACUGCCGAAAUGCUGACAAGAUGUGGCAUUGGUAAGCUGCUACUGUUCGAUUACGACAAGGUAGAGUUGGCAAAUAUGAACAGACUCUUCUUUCAGCCCCAUCAAGCUGGACUAAGCAAAGUACAGGCAGCAGAGUAUACUUUGAAGAAUAUUAAUCCUGAUGUGCAAUUUGAAGUACAUAACUACAAUAUUACAACAGUAGACAACUUUCAACAUUUCAUGGAUAGAAUAAGUAACGGUGGGCUAGAAGAAGGGAAACCUGUUGAUCUUGUACUGAGCUGUGUGGAUAACUUUGAAGCUCGCAUGGCAAUUAACACAGCCUGCAAUGAACUUGGACAAAUAUGGAUGGAAUCUGGAGUGAGUGAAAAUGCAGUCUCUGGGCAUAUUCAACUCCUCAUCCCUGGUGAAACUGCUUGUUUUGCGUGUGCACCACCACUUGUCGUUGCUGCAAAUAUUGAUGAGAAAACAUUAAAACGAGAAGGCGUCUGUGCUGCCAGUCUUCCUACCACAAUGGGAGUUGUUGCUGGGAUUCUUGUACAAAAUGUUCUGAAGUAUCUACUAAAUUUUGGUACUGUGAGUUACUAUCUUGGUUACAAUGCAAUGCAGGAUUUCUUUCCCACUAUGGCAAUGAAGCCAAACCCACAGUGCAGCGACAAAAAUUGCAGGAAACAGCAGGAAAUAUAUAAGAAAAAAGAAGCUGCACAACCAAAACAAGUAGUAAUUGAACAGGAAGAAGAAAUAGUACAUGAAGACAAUGACUGGGGCAUUGAGUUGGUAUCAGAGGUUUCAGAAGAGGAACUGCAAGCUGCUUCUGGUCCAAUCCCCAAUCUUCCAGAGGGAAUUACUGUAGCAUAUACCAUACCUAGUAAGGAAGAGAAUGCUGCAGCUGAGGAAAUGAUGGCAGAAUCUGAGGAAAGCCUAGAAGAACUCAUGGCCAAAAUGAAGAACAUAUAGAUAAAAGGAAUAUCAAAUUGGAUGUUUUGGACCAUGUGAGAGAUCAAGAAAUAUUGCAAGAUAUAUUUGAGGAAAUUAAACUCCUAUGAGAAGUUUUAAAACUUGAAUUUAUGGUAAAAGUGCUGUCUUACUGACAAAGAUAACGCUAUCUCAGUUUUCUAUAUUUACAUUCUACUGCCUACUUGCGUUUGAUGUUAAAAGUUGUACUCUUAUUAGCUGUACAGGGCUGUACACAUGUACAGGGCUUUUGUCUUUAGCAUCAAGUAUGUGCCCAGUUCUCACUCUUAAAGCUAAUUUGCAGCAAGAUUCUUAACUGUAUCUGCCAAAAGGAAAUGGGAAUGAUUUGGUCAGCAUUCAGCUGCUACCCACCUGGCUGACACCUUUAUACAGGCCAAAUAUUAAGUUAUAUCACAUAUACAGUUUUAUGAAGUAACUGAUUAAUACACAACAAAUGACUCAUUAUUUAUUCAGUAUACAUAAGAGGUAAAUGUAUUAACAGAAACAGUUUUAUUUGCCUCUUUCAAAUUGCAAAGAUAUUAGGUAGGAUCAUAAUGUUUAAAAGACAUUUUGAAGGGAAUUGCAUACCAGUAUUUAAAACUAAUUAAAAUCUAGAAAUGUCUUUGAUUCUAUUUUGAUGUGCAGUGGAACUUUUUUUUUUAACCUUUGCAAUUUCUUUAAAAAAAUUAAUGUACUAGUAUAGUAGAAUCACACACUUCCAUUAAGUGGGAAGAUUUUAAUGGACAUUUCAGAUUUUUUUUCUCUCCCCCCUGGCAACUUAAUAUGUUGGACAAAGUAAGAAUAUACAGAUUUUAGUCUUAUUUUAUUCAUUUAUUUAAGGUACAAAAUAUAAUAUCAAGUGCUACAAUUUUAACAGUAAAUCUGAGAAAUGAGAUCUUGCUAUAGAACUGUCCUAUUAAAUUAGCGCUGAUACACUGAGAUCAUCUGUGUUGAUGUGGAGCUCUCCAGCACACAAGUGUUACAAUAUUUAAUAAAUUACAUUAAUUUUGGUUCUCAUCUGA